This is a messenger RNA of Vigna unguiculata (cowpea), 2270 nucleotides long. RefSeq lists its product as uncharacterized. The record is from RefSeq and is a predicted model, not a curated record. NCBI's taxonomy places the organism in Eukaryota, Viridiplantae, Streptophyta, Magnoliopsida, Fabales, Fabaceae.
UUCUAGUUGUGGCUGCUUACAACUUACAACAUUGUAGGCAGUGUCGUACAGACACACAUAUAUCAUAUUCUUAUUAUGUUAUUGGUAUGCAUGAAUAAAAACAAGCAAUAUCCCAAUGUUCCACAAUAAUUAAAAUAUAUUUGUAAUUUUGUUCUCAGAAGAAGACUCUGUCUCUGUCUCUGUAUCUGUCUUUGUCUCUGUUCGUCUCUCUGAAGGAAUCGCUAAGGAUCACAUUCUUUUCAAGUUUAAUUUCUGCUUCUGGGCACCUCUAAAGUUCUCUGCUUUUUUAGGGUUCCUUUGAUUCUCAAUUGGAUUGCAAUUGGGUGUGUCACUCUGCUUUGCCGAAUUCAUGCCACUGUAGUUGUUCAUGAGAAUAGCAGAACUUUUGACCUGACCAGUGAAGAGUGAACUGCCAGGGCAAACGACAAGAGACAAUAGAAACUCGUUGUGUGCACAGAGACACUAAAUUUUUGGUGGUGAUUCACUGUGUCUUCCUUGUAUCAGCUGGUCUAGUACUCAGGAUAUGGGCUGCUUCGUCUCCACUCCAAAGGAUUCUAGUGGAAAUAGAAGAAGACCAGGGAGUAUCGGGGAGGUUUCUGUGUAUGUUCCCGGUCUAAGAAUUCCUAAACCUGUUGAUUUUGCCCAGUCACUUGGUGAUUACUUGUCCAAGAAUAUAGUGGAACGCUUGUCUGCGCUUAGAACUCGUAUAGUCGUAAUGGCUGGUCAAGAAGGGCCUACAAUUACGAGAACAAAAAGGAAAAGUGCCACCCAACAUGGAGGUUCAACACUGGCUGAUCUUCAGCAGGCUCUUGAAGACUACUUGCCAGUACUUUUAGGAUUAGUCGAAAAUGGAAGCCAUUUACAAUACAAAAUACAAUUUGCUUGGGUGAAUCAAGAGGAUGAUGCAGAGGAAACAGCCAUGUCAAAUGCCUGGUAUGAAGUGUUGUCAGUUUUGCACUUGAUGGCUACACUAUCAUUAUCACAGGCCAAUUUAUUACUUCUUCCCAGAAUGUCCACUGAUGGUCAUCAGCCUAAAGUAUCAGAAGAAAGCAGACGAGCUUCUGUUGAUAUCUUCUUAAAGGCAGCUGGGUAUCUUGAUUGCGCUGUAAGGCAUGUUUUUCCACAGUUGCCUGCCGAGCUCAGGAGAAAUUUACCAGUAGACCUUGCAGAAGGAGUUCUCCGUGCACUUUGUUUGCAAGCAUUGGGGCAGGGUGUAGAUAUUCAACUUGGAAUGGCAAUUGAUAGUACCAAAGCUACUCUCGCAGUGAAGCGUAGACUUGCAUGUGAGAUGGUGAAAUAUUGGCAGCAGGCUCAAGAUAAUAUUAUGAACCUUCCACUAGCAAAUGGUUGGGGUGAAAAACAUCGUCUCUUUGUUAAAUGGAAGUAUGUUGAGGCAAAGGCUGCAGCAUAUUAUUAUCAUGGAUUGAUUCUUGAUGAGGGAAACACGGAGAAAUCGCAUGGAAUGGCCGUAGCUGCUUUACAAGCUGCUGAUGAGUAUUUCAAAGAAAGUAAGAAGCUGUGUGAAACAUUUCAUGCAGCACCACCAUUAUCAAGAAAUCCACCACUUUGGGGGACAAUGAAAUAUCUUUUCGAGAAAAUUCCUAAGGAUACUUCAAGCAAGGUGCGAGUAAACCGUGAUCUGUAUACCUAUGAGAGAAUCAUGGAAACAGCACCAACAUUGCCUGAUUUUGCCUUGGCUUUAAAACCAGAUGAGUAUCAACUUCCUCAGGUGGAUUCCUCUUGGAGAACAGAAAAUGUGAAAGGGGGACAAAGUGGUGCCACAGAUCUUCUCAAUGGAUGAUCACAAAUGAAAAUUGAUUAAACCAUAUAAAUUUGCAGAUCUCAGAUGCCAGCUUAUCAGAAAAAAGGAUGCACAUCAACUCCAAGCUCAGAAGGGUGAUUUUCCAAUGCUUUGUCAAUAGUUGAAAAUUAACUAUUUCUGACUGUGUCAACCUUUUCCCUCGUUUUUUUCUCCAUAAAUUGAUUCCCUCCUCCACAAUAUUUGAAAAAAGAAGGCCUGCAAGUGGAAAUAGAGCUUCAAGUUGCGUUUAAUGUAAAUUGUUUACUUUAGGAAAAGAAAGGGUUUCCUUGUCAAAUAAUUAUGGACAUUACUGUUUUGGUUCUGCGUCAAAUCUGUCAAAUCCUCCAUUUGUCAAACAAAGUUGUACAACUGAUUGUGUGUAUAGACUUGUGCAUUGCAGAGAAAAUAUGGUUGCUUGUGUUAAAAUUCGAAAGAAUUUUCAAUGCAAGGGAAUUUAUGUCUGUGUUAA